AUGCCGCCUCACUCAUCCCAUCUACUGCAGCCGCUUGACGUUGGCUGCUUCUCGCCGUUGAAGCGCGCGUAUAGCUGUGAGGUUGAGAGCCUCAUCCGCCACUAUAUUAACCAUAUCACCAAGCUUAAGUUCCUGCCAGCCUUUAAGGCAGCGUUUAGUCAAUUGUUCACCUCAGCUAAUAUCUGCUCAGCCUUUCGAGGUACAGGCCUUGUGCCUCUCCAACCAGACGCUGUGCUCUCAAAGCUUGACGUGCAGCUACGUACACUUACUCCAGAUACUCUGCCAGAGGCCCUCUGGGAGGCUCGUACACCAAGCAACGUACGCGAGCUUGAGGCUCAAUCAACGUUGAUACGUGAUCGCGUGCGCCGGCACAAGAGCUCAUCACCUGCCUCAAUUAUUGAAGCAAUUAACCAGCUUAAGAAGGGCGCUAAGGUGAUGAUGCUCUCAGCUGAGCUGAUGCGUGAUCGGAUCACCAGCCUUGAGAGAGCCAAUGAGGCAGCGUCAGCACGCAAACAGCGUAAGAAAAAGCGUAUACAGCAGAGUGGGGUCUUAACAAAGGGAGCUGGAGAGGAUCUACUCGCUCAACGUGAGGCUGACCAGCAGAUUGCUCGUGAGCAGCGUCAAGGAGGAGAUCAAUCAGGCCUUAGCCACCAGGCUCUAGCGCGCUGCAGGAGGUGCAGAGAGACUGGCCAUAAUUCACGUACGUGCAAAGUAGAUACUUAA
This is a messenger RNA of Didymella exigua CBS 183.55, 723 nucleotides long. RefSeq names its product DDE-domain-containing protein. The record is from RefSeq and is a predicted model, not a curated record. The transcript has a single exon. Gene Ontology annotation, molecular function: nucleic acid binding. NCBI's taxonomy places the organism in Eukaryota, Fungi, Ascomycota, Dothideomycetes, Pleosporales, Didymellaceae. Bases 1 to 723 code for a protein of 240 amino acids.